AGAGGGUUGAGCCCGGACUGCCAGUGUGUGCGCGCGCGCGUGUGUGUGUGUCCACACUGCCUGGGAUGUAGACACUGUACCUGUAGGACACCGGGGCGCCUCCGAAGAGACAAAGCAGAGGAAGAGGUUACAAGGUUUGCAAAGGUUAGCUGUGCUGUCAUUACUAUGGCGACAGGACAAGGCCUCCUCGUCCUCCUGAGUUUAUGUUUUUGUGGUCUCCACGGGAACCUUCGCUCUGCACCCCGGGUACAUUUGUCUUUCAAAGAACUUCUGGAAACCAAGACAAUACGGCCUUUCAGCUUCUCCUUCAACACCAGCGACUACCGCAUUUUACUCAUGGAUCAGGACCAGGGCCGCCUCUACCUGGGUAGCCGGGAGUACGUGGUGGCUCUGGAUAUGCACAACAUCAACAAGGAACCACUCAUUAUCCACUGGCCUGCUACAACCCAGAGGAAAGGAGAGUGCAGAAUGACUGGGAAAGGAGGGCAGGGUGAGUGUGCAAAUUUUGUACGCCUGAUCGAGCCAUGGAACCGAACUCAUCUGUACACCUGUGGCACUGGGGCCUACAAGCCCAUCUGUACCUUCGUCCAUCGGGGAUGGAGAGCUGAGGAGUAUCUUUUCCGACUUGUGCCUGGAUAUGUGGAUUCAGGAAAGGGAAAAUGUCCCUACGACCCUCGGCAGCAGAACGUGGCUGCCCUCAUCAAUGGGAAUCUGUAUGCUGGUGUCCAUGUAGACUUUAUGGGCACUGAUCCAGCAAUCUUUCGCACUCUUGGUGACAGACCAGCGGUGAGGACCGAACAGUACGACUCCAGAUGGCUCAAUGAACCAGUGUUCAUCGAGAUCCAAAGGAUUCCUGACAGCUCAGAGAAAAACGAUGACAAACUCUACUUCUUCUUCCGUGAGAAGAGCCUGGAUGCAGGGGGAGGGGGAAGCCCUAGUGUUGUAUCCAGGGUUGGACGUGUCUGUCUGAAUGAUGACGGAGGUCAGAGGUCACUGGUGAACAAAUGGACAACAUUCCUGAAGGCUCGCCUAGUGUGUUCUGUGAUUGGAGACGAUGGCAUAGAGACAUAUUUUGAUGAACUGAGAGAUGUUUUCAUUCAACCUAACCAAGAUGAACGCAAUCCUGUUGUUUAUGCUGUGUUCUCUACUGCUGGUUCUGUGUUCAAAGGCUCGGCAGUGUGCGUGUAUUCCAUGAACGACAUCCGUAACGUCUUCAAUGGGCCCUUCUCCCACAAGCAUGGCCACAACUACCAAUGGACACCUUACACCGGGAAGAUCCCAUACCCUCGCCCUGGCACCUGUCCAGGAGGCACUUUCACUCCUGGAGUACGCACCACCAAGGAGUUCUCAGACGAGGCGGUCAACUUUGUGCGCGCUCACCCUCUUAUGUACUACCCUGUCUAUCCUCUUCACAAGCGCCCCCUGGUGGUGCGCACUGGAGUAGAUUACCGAUUCACCACCAUUGCGGUUGACUUGGUAGAUGCAGUAGAUGGGACGUAUGAGGUGCUCUUUUUGGGGACAGACCGUGGAACAGUGCAAAAGGUAAUAGUUCUUCCAAAAGAUCCCAGCACCACAGAAGAGCUCACUUUGGAGGAGGUGGAAGUUUUUAGGACUCCAGCUCCCGUUAAAACAAUGAAGAUCUCAUCCAAAAGGCAACAGCUGUAUGUGUCAUCUGAGAGUGGAUUGACACAGGUGUCCCUGCACAGGUGCGCUGUCUAUGGCAAAGCUUGUUCUGACUGCUGUCUGGCUCGCGAUCCAUACUGUGCCUGGGAUGGGGAAAACUGUUCUGCUUUCACCCCUUCCACCAAGAGGAGGAGCAGGAGACAGGACAUUAAACAUGGCGAUCCCUUGCGACAAUGUAGAGGCUUCAAUGCUAAAGUUGAGCAUAGACUUAAAGAAACAGUGCAGUUUGGGGUGGAAGGAAGCAGUACAUUUCUGGAAUGUCAGCCUCGGUCUCCUCAGGCUACUGUCAAGUGGCUUUUCCAAAAGGAUGGCAAGAGGAAAGUGCUCAAUCGGGAGAGUGGGAUGCUUAAGACAGGCCAUGGGAUCCUGCUGAAGUCCUUGACCCAGUCUGAUGGUGGUCUUUACCACUGUCUCGCCACAGAGAAUAACUUCAAGCACACAGUGGCCCGGGUGGCUCUGCACAUUCUGGACCGGGAGAUUGUGGAUGCCCUCACCUCUCCCGAUGCUCCAGUUGAUUAUCAGCACCGUCGUACGCACCCACCUCCCCCACCACCCCCUCCCCAGACCCUCCCUCCACAGCUCCACCCAGAGCCAGAGGUUCAACUCAUGAACCAGUACUGCCAGUCAUACUGGCAGCAGAUUCAGCCCAAGUGGCAGUCAAAACGAACCAGUCGAAGGCACACUGAGGACCAUGGACCACGGCCUGAUAACUGACACCUGCACUCCCAGCCCUAGCUUUGGAGAAACCCCAUCCCUCCCUGAUUCAGUCCCUGCCAAGCACUUAUGGUUCCUUUAUGGUUGAAGCGGCACAGUGAUGAGAUGCAAUGAAUCCAGCAGCAUAAGCUCUAAGAGCCUAGCAUGGCUGCAAGACCCCAGCCUUCUACAGACCGCUUUGGUGCUUCAUGCGCAGCACCCAUGAAGACACCUGGGAGCUAAUCCACCAGAGACUCAGGCACAGUUCAUGUUUAUAUUAAAACAAUACAAUCUGCCCCAUUUCAACAGUGGUAUGAGAAAACACCAAUUCAUUGAAAGAUGUCUGAAAUAGAGUCAGACUAUUUUGCAAAGAAGUGCAGAAGUUGGUGAAUUUUUAAAGCUUCUACAUGAAAGAAAUUAUGCCUGAAUAUUUUGGUGCAUAUCUGUCCAAACUAUUUUUACUGCCCCUAUGAUUGUCUAAAUUUAAGUGCACGUGCACAGUAGUGGUUCUUAUGGUGCCAAUUUUAAAUGCACAGGUAUCUUCUGAAUGCAGCCAGCAGAUAGUAGUUUCUUUACAAUAGCCCUAUAUUUGCAUCAGCAUCUGAAGGGUGCUCCAAAAUCCAGGAUAAUGGGAACAGUAGCAGAUAUCUUUCUUACAAUGUAUAACUGACCGAUAUUGCUACAGAGCAGCAUAUGAACAUUUGCAUUUCAUUAUAAAUGUAUUUAGCUGUAAUUCCAAACGAUGUUCUACAUUUGCAAAUCAUACUUGUAAAAGAAAGUACAGCAUCAUGAAAGUAAGAUUUAAUGUUUAAGGAGGUUUAGUGCAAUUAACAAUGGAACUGAAUGUUUGAACACCACAUAUAAAAUGAUGUAUAGCAAUUAUGCUGAGAAAUGAGAGCUUCUGGAAAAUCAGCCUAAACCCAAGGAAUGGCAGGAGUGGACCAAACAAGUCUGUCUGUCUGUUGAACCUUGUUGGAACGAAGUAUGGAGUAAUUAGACUCAGUAUAAAAUUAAAUACAUUGGAACACCUGAAAAAUUCUGAAUAGUAAACUGCAAAGUGUUAUCAAUAGCAAAGAUACUGAAAAUGAAAUGCUUUGCAAUGACUUCCACAGCCAUCAUAUGUGUUUUAAAGUGAGACAAAAUUUAUUUAUGGACCAAAAUUUAUUGUCCUGCCAAAAUACAAGGUGAAUCCAGAUUGAGAAAAUGCAAAGUGAAACAGAUCUGAUUAAGGUGUGCCAAAAAGUGUAUAUGGAUUCAAAGACUACAAACCUUGACUAAGCAGUGCUUUACUAAAUCACUACAGAGUGGACAUUGUUGCAAAGACCAUAACCAGAGAGUAUAGUUUCUGUGCAUUCCCAGACAAUCUGCAGUUAUUUAGUUUUUUUAUAGUACUAUUACACUGGCACAGCACACCAAUGAUGCUACAUGACACUGUAACCAAUAGAACAGUCUGUAAAUAUACCCUCAGAAGUGUUCUUUUGCUCUUUUCCCAUAGUGUGUAUCCUAUGUCUUUAAUGUUCUCAUCAAAACCACCAGGAAGCCUUUUUAGUAAAGUAAUAUCAGUCACAGAAACUCUAGCAACAUUGAAUAUCCACACUUGUUUUUUGGUUAGUUGUUUUACUUUGUUUUUUGAUUGCUGGGUGAUUCUUUAAACAAUUUUUGCUAUUAGGCACGGAAGUGUUAUUGUUUCUGAGUUAUUGUAAAUCUAAGUGGUGAGCUGUAGUGUGUACUGAAUCUCAGUUAAGCCAAUCUCUUUUCAUGGUGGAGAUUCCACAUGAUCUAUAUGCCGCAAAAGUCACCUUGGUGUGAGGUUCUUCCCUUUUUCCUAGACAAAUCCUGUGCUCUCUUUCACCCACACCAUGACAUAUUUAUUUUGAGAAUGUACAUAUUCCUGUAAGUUCUGCACUUUGGUGGUGGGGGUUGGGGUUUCAGAUGGGAGAGGGAUUCACAAUUGGAGUUUGGAGUAAAGAGGUAGACCUUUUUAGACCUUCAAAUUCUGCAUGUUGGAACACCUUCGGCUAAAGCUGAACACGAUGGAUGUGCAGAGACAAUGUAACUUGGUGUAAAUAUCAAGUCUAAAGCCAAAAUUUAUGUUUUUGAUCCAUUCCAGGUGGCAGUAUAAAUGGGAGAACAUGUCAUUAUAUUCCAGACUUUAAAGCUGCCAGAAGGAUAUGCAGUCAUUGUGUCAUGUCAGUUCUUGAUUCUUUUAAAUUUUUCAGAAAGUGGCACAGAUAAAAGAAUUUUUAUUGAAUUUUGAAAAAAGUUGACAGCAAGAAUGAAAAUGACAAGUUAUUGAGAGAUGUCUACCUCUUUUGCCCUUUUUGUGGAAUGUUGAUUGUACCGAAACAUUAAUCCUAAGAUUAAAAAAAAAUGCGGCAUCUACAUUCCUU
This is a messenger RNA of Scleropages formosus (Asian bonytongue), 4766 nucleotides long. RefSeq names its product sema domain, immunoglobulin domain (Ig), short basic domain, secreted, (semaphorin) 3Gb (gene sema3gb). Lineage: Eukaryota; Metazoa; Chordata; Actinopteri; Osteoglossiformes; Osteoglossidae. The record is from RefSeq and is a predicted model, not a curated record. Bases 166 to 2397 code for a protein of 743 amino acids. Gene Ontology annotation, cellular component: plasma membrane. The transcript has 18 exons. Gene Ontology annotation, molecular function: chemorepellent activity; semaphorin receptor binding. Gene Ontology annotation, biological process: positive regulation of cell migration; axon guidance; semaphorin-plexin signaling pathway.